AUGUCGACCGCCGAGGCUCCUUCCCCGUUGCCGGAGAAGACGAAGAAGAAGAAGAAGAAGCACCAGGGGGAGGAGGACGGCGGCGCGGCUAUAGCGCCGGUUGUUCAAGAAGAGGGGGAGGGUGAUCAGGCGGCGGACUACCUCAUCAAGCCCCAGACAGUGACCCCAUCCCUGGACACUUCCAAGUGGCCGCUCCUGCUGAAGAACUACGACCGUCUGAAUGUUCGCACCGGCCACUACACGCCGCUCCCCGCUGGCUACUCGCCGCUCAAGCGCCCGCUCGCGGAGUACAUCCGGUACGGGGUAAUCAAUCUUGACAAGCCGGCGAAUCCUUCCUCGCAUGAGGUCGUCGCGUGGAUCCGCCGCAUCCUCCGCUCCGAGAAGACCGGCCACUCCGGCACCCUCGAUCCCAAGGUCACCGGCAACUUGAUAGUGUGCAUCGACCGUGCCACGCGCCUGGUCAAAUCUCAGCAGGGCGCCGGGAAGGAGUACGUCUGCGUGGCCCGCCUCCACGCCGACGUGCCGGACGUGGCCAAGGUCGGUCGCGCCCUCGAGACGCUCACUGGUGCCGUCUUCCAGAGGCCGCCGCUCAUCUCGGCGGUGAAGCGCCAGCUCCGCAUUCGCACCAUCUACGAGAGCAAGCUCCUGGAGUACGACGCCGCGCGCCACCUCGUCGUGUUUUGGAUCUCCUGCGAGGCCGGCACCUACGUCCGUACGCUGUGCGUCCACCUUGGGCUUUUGCUCGGCGUCGGCGCUCAUAUGCAGGAGCUCCGCCGGGUGAGGUCGGGGAUACUCGGCGAGCGCGACAACAUGGUCACGAUGCACGACAUCAUGGAUGCCCAGUGGGUUUUCGAUAAUUACCGGGAUGAGACCUACCUCCGCCGCGUGGUGAUGCCAUUGGAGGUUCUGCUGACUAGCUACAAGCGCCUGGUGGUCAAGGACUCUGCGGUGAAUGCCAUCUGCUAUGGCGCGAAGUUGAUGAUUCCUGGGUUGCUGAGGUUUGAGGAUGACAUCGAGGCCGGAGAGGAAGUUGUGCUAAUGACAACCAAGGGAGAGGCUAUAGCCCUGGGAAUAGCAGAGAUGACGACGGCUGUGAUGGCCACCUGCGACCACGGGACCGUGGCGAAAAUCAAGCGAGUUGUCAUGGAUCGGGACACGUAUCCGAGGAAAUGGGGGCUCGGUCCACGGGCAUCCAUGAAGAAGAAGCUGAUCACGGAGGGUUUACUGGACAAGCACGGAAAACCCAACGAGAAGACCCCGUCAGAGUGGUUGAGGAAUGUGGUUCUUCCAGCCGGAGCGGAUACCACCAUCGCAGCUGCCAAUGCUGCAGAGCCGGCGGAAGGAAAGGCUGCUGAAGGUGAUGCUGCUGGAGAGGAGGAGAAAAAGAAAAAGAAGAAGAAGAAGGACGGGGAGGGAGAGGUGGAAGGUGAAGGACGGAAGAGAAAGCUCGAAGAAGGUGAUGUAAGCCCGUCUGCUGUCUCUUUGAAGGUAAAGAAGCUGAAGGAUGAUAUUGUAGAGGGUAAAGUUGAGGAUACAAAGACAGAGAAGAAGAAAAAGAAGAAGGACAAGGACAAGCACGAGAGACAAGUCCCUGAGGAAGAGGACUCAAAGAAGGACAAGAGCAGUAAGGAUGCUGAUGGAAGCUCUAGUUCGUCCGAUGAGGAGAAAAAAAGUAAGAAGAAGAAGAAGAAGAAGAAGAAGAAGAGCAAGGAGGGUGAAAAUGGCUGUUCCCCUGGUCUUGUGGGUAGUGACGGAGAGCUAGAAAAAAGUGAGAAGAAGAAGGAAAAGAAGAAAAAGAAGCAUAAAGAUGCGGGUGCUGCUGCAUAA
This is a messenger RNA of Spirodela intermedia, 1827 nucleotides long. The record is from the annotation of a GenBank genome assembly. NCBI's taxonomy places the organism in Eukaryota, Viridiplantae, Streptophyta, Magnoliopsida, Alismatales, Araceae.